This is a messenger RNA of Myiozetetes cayanensis, 1899 nucleotides long. RefSeq names its product forkhead box Q1 (gene FOXQ1). Gene Ontology annotation, molecular function: RNA polymerase II cis-regulatory region sequence-specific DNA binding; DNA-binding transcription factor activity, RNA polymerase II-specific. Lineage: Eukaryota; Metazoa; Chordata; Aves; Passeriformes; Tyrannidae. The record is from RefSeq and is a predicted model, not a curated record. Gene Ontology annotation, biological process: anatomical structure morphogenesis; cell differentiation; regulation of transcription by RNA polymerase II.
GGGCCGCCGGCGCCGCCGCCAUGAAGCUGGAGGUGUUCUCGCAGCACUAUGAGGACAAGCUGAGCGCCGGCAGCGACCAGGAAGGCAGCGGCUCGCUCUCCCCGGCUCCCGCUGACAGCGAGCUGGGCUCGGACGGCGACUGCGCCGCCAACAGCCCGGGCGGCGGAGCCGGGCGACCCGGGCACCCUCCGCCGCCGCCCCCGACCCCGCAGCCGCCGCCACCGCCGGUCGAGAGUGCCAAGGGGAAACCCUACACACGGCGGCCGAAGCCGCCGUACUCCUACAUCGCGCUGAUCGCUAUGGCCAUCCGCGACUCGGCCGGCGGCCGCCUGACCCUGGCCGAGAUCAACGACUACCUGAUGAGCCGCUUCCCCUUCUUCCGCGGCGCCUACACCGGCUGGCGCAACUCGGUGCGCCACAACCUCUCCCUCAAUGACUGCUUCGUCAAGGUGCUGCGCGACCCGGCGCGGCCCUGGGGCAAGGACAACUACUGGAUGCUCAACCCCAGCAGCGAGUACACCUUCGCCGACGGCGUCUUCCGCCGCCGCCGCAAGCGCCUCAGCCGCGCUGCCCCGCCGCCGCAGCCCGCCCGCUCCGCCGCCGCCCCGCCGCAAGCGCCGCAGGAGGCGGCCGGGGCGAGAGCCGCGUCCCCCGGCGGUUCCCCGCGGUGCUGCUGCGCCUCCUCGCCCUGCAACUGCGCGCAGGGUGCCAAGGAAGCCGCGGCGGGGGGCGGCGGGGCGAGGCCGCCGGGCGGCAGCGCCAAGUUCUCCAGCUCCUUCGCCAUCGAGAGCCUCCUCCAGCGGCCGGCAGGACCCCGCGCCGCCCCGCAGCCGCCGCCGACACCGCACGCCCGCCUCCUCUGGCCGGCGCCGCCCGCGCCCCCGCACCUGCUGCCCGGCCCCUACCCGCUGCUCUCCUACCCACCUGCCGCGCAGCCCCCGCCCGCUGCCGCCCUCUACGGCGGCGGCCUCCUGCAGCUCUGCGCCUACGGGCUGGGGGAGCCGUCGCCGCCGCCGCUGCUGCUGGGGGGCGGGCGGCAGGCGCUGUCCCCGGGGGAGCCGCCGCCGGAGCGACCGAGGGUGCCGCUCUUCCCCGCCGCCCUCGCCAAGGGCGGGCGGGGGCCGCCGCGUCUCCCCCUCUACGGGCCUCUCCGGCUGGCCGGGCCGCUGCCGCCGGCGGCGGGGGGCUCGGCCUCGUUCCAGCCGUACGCCGUGGAGACCCCUCUGGCUUAAUGGAGCCCCCCUCCUCCCCUGCGAGGGACCUGCCCGGGGAGGCGUGGAGGGGGAAAGGAGGAGGCUCUGGAUACCGCACUUUAACUCCAGAGGCGACCAAAGCCUCCAAGCAAAAGCCUCGGUGACUGUGCCUUAGUGAAAAGACAGUAGGGUUAACUUAAACCAAAAAAAAAAAAAAAAAAAAAAAAAAAAAAAAAAAAUCAAACAACUGUCGGUUUGGACAUAGCCAUGAGCCUCAAGUGCUUCUUACUGUUCGUUGAGACUACUUGACUUCAGCCAGUCCCUCCGCCACCUCCUUUCUGUCCCCCCCGUCUCGUUCCCACGUCUCCUGCUACAGAUGCCUUGGGCAGCAGAGCGGGGAGUGCCCUGCGGAGGGGCGCGGUGGCGGCCGCAGGGGAAUGCGCUGUGCGCUUGGGAAGGCCGGGUGGGUGAACGGGGCCUGGGGAACCUGCUGGGAAGAGCAGGGAGAGAGGAAGGGAGGGGGCCGGGGCUGCUGUGGAACCGUAGGUCUGUACUGCAAAGCAAUGCAUCACUGUGCCAAAAGUAAAUCUUUUCUCCUGUCCGGCAACUAGCAUUUCGUGGGAAGGGAGGACAUUAAAUUAUUUAUAAAAGUAGUGUUUUUAACACAAAGAGAGUGCAGCUUUUUUAAUUAUUGGAGGGGGUGGGC